AUGGAGGCAACACGGGACGUUCGCAUGGCUACUGGCAACGGAGAGAACAGCUACGCCGCCAACUCCAGGCUCCAAGAGAAGGCCAUUUUGGAGACAAGACCGGUGCUCCACAAGGCCAUAGAAGAUGUGUACACGUUGCUGUCCGCCCGCCGGAACACGAUGGUCGUUGCUGACCUUGGCUGCUCAUCGGGUCCGAACACUCUGCUCGUUGUCUCCGAGGUGAUGGGCGCGAUCCGCGCCUUCACUCGCCAGCAGUCGGAAGAACGGCGUGGCGUUGAGGUGCAGUUCUUCCUGAAUGACCUUCCGGGGAACGACUUCAACCUCGUCUUCCGAUCACUUGAGCACUACGAUUACCUCGGCGGAGGGAAGGAGGCGCCGCCCUACUAUGUAGCAGGGUUGCCGGGAUCCUACUACAGAAAGCUUUUCCCUUGCCGAAGCGUCCACCUCAUCCACUCCUCCUACUCCCUCAUGUGGCGUUCUAAGGUUCCCGAGGAGAUCUCCAAUUCCACUCACCUGAACGAAGACAACAUCUACAUCGGAAGGAAUACUCCAUUUGUUGUGAUUAAGUUGUUCCAGGAACAGUUCCAAAAAGAUUUUGAGUUAUUUCUUACACUGCGUUCCAAAGAGCUUGUCAGUGGAGGCCGAAUGUUGCUAACAUUUAUUGGCCGAAAUAAUGAAGAUAUGUUAAUGCAUGGGGAAGUAAGCACAGUGUUUGAACUGGUUGCCAAGUCAAUCCAGUCUCUUGUACUAAAGGGCCGCCUGGAGAAGGAGAAGCUGGACUCAUUCAACCUGCCCUACUAUGCCCCAUCGGUGAAAGAGGUGAAGGAAUUGAUCGACAGGAAUAGUCUCUUUGACAUUGACCACAUUAAACUCUUUGAAUCAAACUGGGAUCCUCAAGAUGACUCGGACGGUAAUGUCACACUUGACUGUGCCAGCAGCGGAGUGAAUGUAGCCAAGUGCAUAAGGGCAGUCCUAGAGCCACUGAUUGUAGACCACUUUGGCGAAGAAAUUAUUGAGGAGUUGUUUUUUGAUUAUGGCUCCAUUGUUGCAAAGCAUCUGGAGAAAGCGAAGGCCAAGUACCCCAUCAUAGUGGUGUCCUUGAAGAAGCCCAUGCACUGA
Molecule: messenger RNA, 1119 nt
Organism: Lolium perenne
Lineage: Eukaryota; Viridiplantae; Streptophyta; Magnoliopsida; Poales; Poaceae
Product: benzoate O-methyltransferase-like
Molecular function (GO): methyltransferase activity
Source: RefSeq, a predicted model, not a curated record